AUGUUCAUUAUCCUUUUGUUCGCGGUUGUAUUCACCACGCAGGCUAAUGAAAACCUAUGGAAUUUAAGCUUCAAGGAUUUAUUCACCGAAUACAUAAAAACACAUUUUGAAACGAUGUCUCCCUUACCAAACGCAGGCAAACAAGUCCGUGAAGUGAUAAAUCUCGAGCUCUCGAUAGCUAUAUCCCGUAAAACCUUGCAGUGGUUGAAGAACAUAAACCGGCAUGGUGCUCAAGUGAAAUUAUUAUUCGCAAACACGGAUGAUACUACUUUACAAACCAUCACUGACCGAUUAUGA
Molecule: messenger RNA, 297 nt
Organism: Fasciola hepatica (liver fluke)
Lineage: Eukaryota; Metazoa; Platyhelminthes; Trematoda; Plagiorchiida; Fasciolidae
Source: the annotation of a GenBank genome assembly